This is a messenger RNA of Micromonas commoda, 3069 nucleotides long. RefSeq lists its product with no specific name. The transcript has a single exon. The coding region runs from base 1 to 3069 and encodes 1022 amino acids. The record is from RefSeq and is a predicted model, not a curated record. Lineage: Eukaryota; Viridiplantae; Chlorophyta; Mamiellophyceae; Mamiellales; Mamiellaceae.
AUGAGCGACGAGUCCGCGCCCCUGCUCGAGCCUCGCGAGGGCGCCGAUGCGCGCUCGCGUCGCGGACGCAUCGUGCGCGUCGCCGCGGCUGGUCUCCUUGCCGCCGGCGCCGUCGUCGCCGUCGCCGGCGGUUCCUCCAGGGACGCCGUCGCGCUGCUCCGAUCUCCCGCCACCAAGACCACCAUGCCGUCGGUUUCUCACCGCGAGGCGCGCCUCGGGGACGGACGGUGGGAGGAGAUCGAGGAGGCUAACCGGCUGAUGAUGGCGCAGGAGCGGCUGCAGAUGCAGGCGGACGCGCAGACCGCGGCGGUGGAGCAGAGCGCGUUCGAGGACCGCGAGGCCUCCGUCGCGCGCGCGGGCCCGGGAGAGCUCGCGUCGCCCGACCCGACCGCGCCCACCGAGAUUUCUCAACCCACCGCCGCGGCCGUCCCUUCCGUCGUCCCUUCCGCCGCCGCCGCCGCCGCCCCGCCCGGACCCUACCCCAUGGCCGACGCGAACGAAGGCGGCGGCCCGGUGUUCGUCCACAUCCCCAAGAACGGCGGCACGUCCGUCGAGCUCCUCGGAGCCUACUACGGCCGGAGGCUCGGGAUGUGCGCGGCGAAAGACCCCGACGAGUGGGAGGGUGCCCUCGGGUACGAGACCAUCCCGGGGUUCAAGUGCAACGUCUGGCACAGGCCGCCGCUGCCGCCCGCGACGGGGGACACGGCCGGCGACGGCGACGGCGACCUGUUCGACUCGGGCUCGGGCGUGAACCUGGGCAAGAUCGCCAACUCGUUUUGCAUGUCGCGCAACCCGUACGAUCGACUGGCGUCAAUCUACCGGUACAAAUCCGGACUGUACCCGGACAAGUUCGCGCCCACGUGCGAAUCUUUCUCCGCGUUUCUGGACAAGCACUUCGAGAAGCUCGUCACCAACCAGCUGCUGCGUUGCGUGCACACCGGGGAGUUUCACCCGUCGGAGUGCGAGUACCACGUGAGGGCGGACAUGGCCAAGGCAGAGGCGGACAUGGACGACAUCGAGCAGCACUCGUCGUACUCGGACGAGGACUGCCACUUCCUGCCCCAGUCGCUCUACACCCGCACGUGCGAGAACGUCUUCAAGGUUGAGGACUACGACGCCGCAGUCAUGCCCUACCUGAAGGAGCAGUUUGCCAAAUUCGGAGCCGCGGCGGCGGCGAGGAGCGAGGGCGCGUCCUCCUCCUCCGCCGCCCUGGGCGACGGCGACCAGGCCGUCGCCGCCAUGGGAGACUACAGGACGGACUGGUGGUGGAACCACGUGGGCAAGUAUCAGCAGCGAAAGGCGGGUUCGAGCGAGCGUCGUCCCGAGGUGGACGCGGAGACGGCCGCCGUGGGCGAAGCUGAGCUCGCCGCGAACGACGGGACUUCAUCGACCGCGGAUUCGACAACCGCGGAUUCGUCCACCUCCCCCUUGUCCUCGUGCACCUGGUCCGACGUGAGCGCGGAGACGAUCGAGCACAUCAAGUUUGCGUACCAGGACGAUUUCGACUCCCUGGGAUACUCCCCCGAGCCCCCGCCGGGUCCCCUGGACCUGUCCGGCAAGGACAAGACCGACUCGAUGGCGUCCCUGGGGGCGUCCGAGCUCCGAGUCGCGUCCUCGGAACCCAGGGAAAACGCUCCCGGUCGAAACUUUCGUUCGACCACCCCGCGGCGCGCUCGCCUCGGCUCCGUCGCCGCGGAUCGCCAGGCGAUGGAGGCGAAACUCGAGGCGCGAACCACGCAGCAACGCGACGCGGAUGAGUUUUUCGCCGCGUGGCUCGACGAGGACGCGGACGUGCGCACAGCUGUGCGCGGCGGUGCGAAGCUCGGCGCCGCGCCCGAGACACCGACCGAGCCGACUCGGUGGGGGGACGCCGCCGGCCAGCCCGUCGUUCGGGAGCUUCAGCCCCGGCCCGCGAAGGCGGGGCAGCUUCAGCCCGACGCUCGCGGCGGCGGCGACGACGUCUCCAACCCCGUGCGCGACGCCCUCGCGGAUCCCGACUCGGUCGGCCCCGGAAGCGGGAACGGGCGGGGUGCGUGGUGGCAGGGAAUCUGGCACGGCGGAUGGAAGGAGGAGGACGAGCAGCGCCCCGAAAACGGCCUGGGUGACGUGGAGCCCAAGCAACAGCAACAGCAACAGCAACAGCGCCGGCGGCGUCAAGGCGGGGAUCCCGCCGAGAGGGACGAGGAUCCCGCCGAGAAGAAGGAGCCGACUGAGGCGCAGAAGCGAUGGUGGAUGGAGCAUCACGGCGGCGUCGACACCCGCGUCGCCCCCGAGGACACCCGCGUCGCCCCCGAGGACACCCGCGUCGCCCCCGAGGACACCCGCGAGCCGCCGUCCGCCGCGGCUCCCGUCCCGGAAGAAGAAACCCCCGGGGAUGCCGACGCCGUCGACCCGGUGACGAUGAAGCGCCUCGAGGAGGCGGCGACGGCGUGUUCCGCGGCGUUUCCGAAGAAGGGCAAGGCGAACUUCCCGGCCAUCAUCAAGUCGCACCUGCUCGAGAUGCACCGCGAGCUCACCGCCGGUGCGGCGGGCGGCGCUGCGUCGUCGACGAUGCCCUCGGGUGACUCGGCGUCGGAAGCGUCGACGAUCCCCUCGGGCGCCGCGGACUCGGACGGAGGCGACGGAGGCGCGUCGUCGGGCAUGUCCGAGGAGGAGCGGGCCAUCGCGGCUGAGGACGCGGCGGUUGCCAAGGCGAUGGAGGAGGAAUCGGCCGCGUACGGCGUCCGCCCCACGACAGAGUCGGGGGCGGGGGAGCCGCAGCCGCAGGAUCACUCGGGGAGCUACCCCGAUCAGCAGCAGCGGGGAGCGCCCGGGGGGACGAUAGUAGAGGCGGCGCCCGUUAAAACCGAGGCGGCGCCCGUUGAAACCGAGGCGGCGCCUACCGAAACCGAGGCGGCGCCUGGCGAAACCGAGGCGGCCGGUUCCGACGACGACAUGUCGAGCCUGCGCGAGGAGCUCAAGGCUGAGCUCAAGGCUGAGCUCAAGGAGCAGCUGAAGCAGGAGCUGAUGCAGGACAUGAUGAAGGAGGGCGGCGGCGGCGGCGGCGGCGUGGUCGGAGCCGCCAGGUGA